GGUUAACAAAAGUGAGGUUACCGUGCUGGUUAUCUCAGUUAUCUUGUUUGACAUUUGCUCUUCCGGGGAUAUCAACAUGUUGGACGAGGAUGGACUGGUGAGAUGCUUACAAUCCAGCAACCCUCUCCCACUGCUGAAAGAGUUCAGCAACGAUGCCCUGGCCAACCCGUCGGACUUCCCGGCCCUGAAAGCCGGCAGGGAGUUCGUUUGGUCGAGCAUUUUCAAGAAGAUCCAGUCCGAACCGGACAUACUUUAUUACCUUAAAACCCUUAGGGUUUUGAGCAGGGACAAAGAGGGAAUAGAGGAAUUUGUGACAGAGGAAAGGGUCGCUGUGCUGUUCAGGUGUGCUGGGUUCGGUGAGAACAAUUACAAUGUUGAUUGCGUUGUCGAAGCAUUAAAAUGCAUGUGCAACCUCAUGUUGAACUACAACAAGACCGCGCAGUACUUGGAGGAUCUAAACACCGUCAAAUAUGCAGUCAAAAGGAUCAACAGUAAAGACACUGUCAACGAGGAGAAAAUUUACGAUAUCAAAUUGUUAUUUUUAAUUACAGCAUUAAAUCGAUCAGCCAGAUUAAAAGCUUUCCAAGAAGCCAGAGGGUUGAAUUUAUUCACAAAUUUGCUCAAAGAGGAAAGCAAUUUUACAAAUAUGACAGAAGAAAGGGUGAAAUUCUGCUGUGACAUUAUAAAAUUGAUGUUUAAUGUGUUAAUCGAAAUAGAACCUGAUAAACCGAAUACAAGGUGUGAUGCAAGUGAAAUUCUCAAAUUGACAACAGUCCUUAAAGAUUUACUCUCUUGCAACUUGGAAUAUGCUAAGCGAUUGCAUAACGAUGUUAUUAACUUGCUCACAGUCAUUCCUAAAAUAGAUCUUUUAGUUUUAAUCGCUCCAGGACAGGGUUCGUCAGAACCAGAUUUUUCAACUUUGGAUAAUAUCAUUAAUCAUAUGGACAUUUUACUUACAGAACUAGAAUCAAAUCCAAAAAUACCGAAAGAUACUUUAUCACCGAUUCUCUUGGUGUUGUUCCGUCUAGCAGAAUUGCACAACCUUUCGAGAAAGUACAUGAGAUUUAAGAUAUUGCCAAAGCUCACUGAUGUGUCCACAAGGCCUGAGGAAGGUAAAACAAUCAGGAAUAAACUUUGCAGACUGCUCACUUGCCCGGUGCAGUGUAUAAGCGAUUUGGUCGCCGAUUUUCUUUUUGUUCUAUGCAAAGAGAAUGUGGCGCGUAUGGUGAAACACACCGGAUUUGGAAAUGCUGCAGGGUUGCUGGCGAGGCGAGGCCUCCUGGGUGCUCCGGGCGAUUACAGUUCCGACUCGGAGGACAGCGAGACAGAAGAGUACAGCAGGGACAAGCACUUGAUUAACCCGAUUAUCGGUUGCAAAGAUGAACCGAGGGUGAACAUUCUUGACUCAAUGCCGUAUGAACAGAAAGAAUUCCUGGCUAUGGAGUUGGUGAAUAAAAUUGACCAACUACAAAGAGGCGGAAUAAUUCAACCGUGUCGAAUCGUCGACGGUCGCCCUGAGCCUAUAGAAAGUUUACAAGAAUUACAGCUGGCCAUGAAACCGAAUGAAAAUAAUGAAGACUCUUCAUGAAUUGUGUCGUUAUUGAAAUUUGUGUUUUCUCUGUGACUGCUGAUUCAAAAUGAAAAGUUGGACCCAACUUGCUUAUUAAAUUGUAUUAAUAAUGCAUUGUGAAUUGAAUCAAACUGUGCAAAAAGCAUGGAAAACAAUCCAUAUUAUAAAUUAUUUAUGCAAAGCAAAAGUUUUGUGUGUAAGGUAUUUUUACUCCUUAAAUGAUGGAGGUGUGAUUUAACUUUGGUUAUUUGUUUGUUUAUAAUAAAACACUUACCUUGUUAUUGUAAAUGUGGAUCUCAAAUUUGAGAGUAGUUCACUU
Molecule: messenger RNA, 1889 nt
Organism: Cimex lectularius (bed bug)
Lineage: Eukaryota; Metazoa; Arthropoda; Insecta; Hemiptera; Cimicidae
Gene: ric8a
Product: synembryn-A
Exons: 1
Coding region: 77-1588 (503 amino acids)
Biological process (GO): G protein-coupled receptor signaling pathway
Cellular component (GO): cytoplasm
Molecular function (GO): G-protein alpha-subunit binding; guanyl-nucleotide exchange factor activity
Source: RefSeq, a predicted model, not a curated record